AUAAAUAGCUCGUAACUGAGAAGAUUUACUUCCUUGUGGUGCGCAAAUACUUCGUUUAUAUUGGACCAUGAGUUCUUCAAUUGAAUAUUCCGAUGAACUGCGCAUUAAUUUCUUCUUGAAGCAGUAAAAUUUUGCAAAAACUAUGAGAUGUAUAGGAGAGCAUGCAAAAAGAGUCUGAAAUCUUUUUGUACCGUAGCUGAAAAAAAGCUGGUUGCGGAGCUGGAAACUAAAAGCUUCGAUUCCAUCCCUGGGCCAAAACCUUUGCCGCUAAUAGGAAAUUUAUGGCGUUAUUUCCCGAUCAUAGGUGAAUAUACUUCAGAAAAAAUGCAUCGGACCUAUGCAAAGAUGCAUGAACAAUAUGGGCCACUAGUCAGAGAGAAGGUCCACAGCGAUCGAACGUUACUUCAUGUAUUUGAUCCCAGAGACAUGCAAAUUGUGUACAGCAAUGAAGGCCCGAAGCCUAUUAGGAUAAGCCACAGAGCAUUAGCAAAGUACAGAGAAGAAAGGCCACAUCUGUACAGUGGACCAGGACUUUUCCCAAGCAAUGGCGACGAAUGGUUACGUUUUCGCCGUCUUUUCCAGAAGACAUUACUGAAUCCCGCCUCCGCGGAUGCUUGUUCUAGUGGACUAGAAGCUAUAACUGAUGAUCUUGUAGCUAAAAUACCAUCUUUUCUUGAUGAAAAUCAUGAAGUGGAUCUGCAGCCGUGGUUGUUCAAAUGGGCUCUAGAAUGUAUUGGAAUGAUAGCCUUGAACAGACGCCUGGGCUGCCUUUCUACAGAAGAAAAUAAGGAGGUAGAUGCUCUCGUUAAAGCUGCUCAUGACAUACAUCAAGCUGUUUUUAAAACUGAAUUUAGUCCUUAUAUGUUCGACAAGCAUUAUAAGGCGCUUGAAGCUGCACAGGAUUAUUUGGCUGGUGUGGUGGAAAAAUAUGUUGAAGAAACCGUAUUAGACCUGAAAUGCGGAAAGAAUACCAACUCUAUUCUGGCCAAGUUACUCGAAAUCGCGGAUCGAAAGGAUGUCUUCACGAUGGUACUGGAUAUGUUCUUGGCAGGAAUUGAUACCACCGCUUAUACCAUGGCAUUUUGUCUUUAUAAUCUGGCUAUGAAUCAAAGAGUGCAAGAUACUUUAAGAGCAGAACUUAAAGACCGGUUACCUAGCAAAUCAAGUAGAAUAAGUGAAAGUGAUGCCAAAUUACGGUACCUUCAGCUCGUUAUUAAAGAAACUCUAAGAGUUAAUCCUGUGGCUAUUGGGACAGGAAGAAUACUUCCUACCGAUGUAGUUCUUUCCGGAUAUAAUGUUCCUGCUGGAGUAAUGAUAUUUCUACAGCAUCAGGUAGCAUGUAUGCAAGAUAAAUAUUUCAAAGAUGCACAUCUUUUCUGUCCAGAGCGAUGGGAGAAAACACGUGUUCCUCUUGUUUCGAGCCCUUUUGGUUACGGCCCUAGAUCGUGCAUUGGAAUGAGAUUUGCUAGGAUGGAGCUUUAUCUAGCCACAGCCAAGCUGGUGAGGAAUUAUAUUAUCUCUUAUCAUCAUGAAGAAAUUGAUUCCAUCACUAGAUUAAUCAAUGUACCGGACAAACCACUACGACUGAGGUUUAAGAAUGUUCCAGAAUGAAAUUGGAUGGAAAAAAAAAAAAAAAAAAACAAAGCAAACUAUAACAAGCACAUAUUAAUAGUGAGCAUAGCGAAUUAUGAUAAUCGAAAGCCUAUUAGUCUAGAUUUUUCGAGUGUUUAUUAAUAUCGUUUAAUAGACUCUGAUUAGCAAUGAAUCAUUAAUUAUGUUUGAUUGAGAUUAGCUGCUGAUUAGUAUUCAGGUGGCAAAUUUGAGCCCUUGCUUGAGGUGAUUCUCAUUCAGAAGGAAGUUAAUAAGUGUUCAGGUUAGUAACUGAGCUGAUUACGAAUAGAUUAAGACAAAUUAUGAAUAAUAAUAAACGCAGUUGAAAUAUUCCAAAUGAAUAUUUCUGUAACACCCACAGGUGAUGGAUUUUAAUGAUGGAUUAUUUUGAGCUGUAGAGCUUUGGAUACAUUGAAUGAUUAUGGAAAUCGUUCGAUUAGGCUUUAGACUGAUAUGCUGUAUAUGAUUUUGUACCUUAAAUUUCCAUGUGUGGAAUGUAAAACUGUGCGGAAUGUUUUUAGGACUUUUCGAUGGAUUUAUUAAAAUAACAAAUUAUAAAUUAUAAAUUUCGAUAUUUAUAUGAUCAGAUUUAUUAAAAUAACUUUAAGCUGAAAUAAAAAUUUAAAUUUUGUAAAAAUUGUUAAGUACUUUUAUUUUAUAAAUAAAAUUUGGCUUUGAGGUAAAGUUGUUUUAAGUUAGGAUAAGUGUCAUCGGUUAUAGAUCAAGGUAAAAAUCACAAGAACAUGUUGCCAAACCACAGUAUGUUUGAUUAAUAUUCUUUAUCAUAAAGAUGCGUUGAUUAUCAAAUAAAAUAUAAAUAAAAAAGA
This is a messenger RNA of Stegodyphus dumicola, 2438 nucleotides long. RefSeq names its product cytochrome P450 302a1, mitochondrial-like. The record is from RefSeq and is a predicted model, not a curated record. NCBI's taxonomy places the organism in Eukaryota, Metazoa, Arthropoda, Arachnida, Araneae, Eresidae. Gene Ontology annotation, molecular function: heme binding; oxidoreductase activity, acting on paired donors, with incorporation or reduction of molecular oxygen; iron ion binding.